Thunnus maccoyii (southern bluefin tuna) is the source of this 1653-nucleotide messenger RNA. RefSeq names its product calcium channel, voltage-dependent, beta 2b (gene cacnb2b). Gene Ontology annotation, biological process: chemical synaptic transmission; calcium ion transmembrane transport; neuromuscular junction development. NCBI's taxonomy places the organism in Eukaryota, Metazoa, Chordata, Actinopteri, Scombriformes, Scombridae. The record is from RefSeq and is a predicted model, not a curated record. Gene Ontology annotation, cellular component: voltage-gated calcium channel complex. The coding region runs from base 445 to 1563 and encodes 372 amino acids. Gene Ontology annotation, molecular function: protein binding; high voltage-gated calcium channel activity. The transcript is spliced from 14 exons.
CACAGUGUUAUAUAACAGACAUGGACAGGGCGGACGGUUCGGACACCUUCUUGGUUUGUUCGGUGUUUGAGGUCAGAGGGAGCGGUGUGCGGCGCAACAGAUGCCGCACCGAGAAAUAAGCCUUUAAUACCCCUAGGACUCGGGAGAGGGUAACUACACUCUAACUCAUAACACAGACUUAAGUGAAACCCCUCACGCAACUCAUCCUUGUCUCGGCGGCACCGUUCCUUGGAAAUAUCUCACCUUUACGCACGAAGCGGCGCUUCAAGAACUGCGUUUUUGGUGCAUUUCACAGCAUCCUCGGAUAUAUCCACCUGAGUGUUAUAGAGGUGAACCCGGUCUCAUGGCAUGGUUGUCCAUGUCUCAGUUACUGGAGCCAGGUGAACGAUAAUUUGAACUGUCUUUACAACCGUGGAAUAAUAGUAGAGGACUGCUGUAACCACCAUGCCGCCCAAGAAAAAGGGAGAGCGUCAGGACUCGGAUGUCGUUGAGGAAAGAAACGCCCAGGUGCAGCUGGAGAAGGCCAAGUACAAGCCAGUGGCAUUUGCUGUACGUUGCAACUUCUCUUACACGCCAGCAGACGACGACAGCGUCCCCGUGCCAGGCCAGGCUGUCACCUUUGAGGCCAGAGACUUCCUGCAUGUCAAAGAGAAGUUUAACAAUGACUGGUGGAUCGGACGGCCGGUGAAGGAGGAUGGUGUGGUGGGCUUUGUCCCCAGUCCAGUCAAUCUGGAAACCAUUCUCAUCAGAAGAGAGGUCCAGGCAAGAAAAGCUGCCAAGGCCUUAGCCAACAAAGCAGCAUCUCAAGCCGCUCAAGAUAUGAACUCAAAGAAAUAUACCCCUCCUUCACAAGCCAAUCAGCAGGUGAAAAAGAAACCGGGGGAGCAGGUGGCUAUGUAUGAUGUAGUGCCUACAAUGCGUCCUGUGGUUCUAAUGGGGCCAUCACUGAAGGGCUUAGAGGUUACAGAUAUGAUGCAAAAAGCACUAUUUGACUAUUUAAAACACCGAUUUGAAGGCAGAAUUACUAUUACACGGGUCACAGCAGACAUCUCUCUGGCUAAACGAUCCAUACUCAACAACCCUGGAAAAAAAGCCUUAAUGGACCGGUCGAACACCCGCUCCAAUUUAGCCCAGAUCCAGGGGGAGGUGGAGCGCAUCUUUGAGCUUGCCCGCAGCCUGCAACUGGUGGUGCUAGAUGCAGACACAGUCAACCACCCUCUCCAGGUGUCCAAGACUUCUCUGGCACCAAUCCUUGUUUAUGUGAAGAUCUCCUCACCAAAAGUGUUGACCAGAUUGAUCAAGACAAGAGGGAAAUCUCAGACCAAGCAUCUUAAUGUUCAGCUGGUGGCAGCAGACAAGCUCGCCCAAUGCCCGCCAGAAAUGUUUGAUGUCAUCUUAGAUGAGAACCAGCUAACUGACGCCUGUGAGCACAUUGCUGAUUAUCUGGAGUCCUACUGGAGAGCCACUCAUCCACCGGAGAUGGAGCCUGCCAACGCGCUGGUGGCCCAGCUGGCUGAGAAUACACUGCCCACCACUCCUUCAGAAAUACCGAGGAAGAAAUGAGAUAGGUCUUCCUCUGGAUGAGCAGAAGAAUAAAAAGUCAGCAGCCCCCAAGAGGAAGGGUUCCCGUGAGAACCACUUGGACCAGGAGCC